UAAGAAAUAUCCUUCACGCCACCUUCAUGUAGUAUGACUACUUAAUGACAAAGGUUACCUAUUCCUUCUAUUAUUUCUAUCUGUAUUAAAUACCUAAAGGAGUAGGAUAAUAGCGUGAAAUGCGAAAAUCACCAACGCUGACUUCUCCGCCCGAGUCCCACAUACAGUAAAAAACCCCGUAAGUCUCAUGUACGAUGACUUCUGACUUCUUCUGACUUACCAAGUUUCCAUUUUCCUUUCCACUUUUUUUCAUACUUCAUACCCUUCUACAAAUCCAUAUUUAUUUCCCCGCCUCGGUCGAGACUUUUUUCAAAUCAAGUCGGGAUCUUUACUAAACAUAUUUUUACUAGUGUUUGUUGAGAUUUGAGUGAGGGAUUAAAAUUUCGAGGGAGUACAAAGCACGGAAUUAAGAAUCAAUAAUGUCGGACACGGACCCUGUCCCACUUUGGCUGGACUGCGAUCCGGGCCACGAUGACGUCUUCGCCAUCCUCCUAGCAGCCUACCACCCGGGCAUCCGGCUACUCGGCAUAAGCACAGUACACGGGAACGCCUCUCUCGAGAAAACCACCCGUAAUGCCCGGUCGGUCUUAGCUGCCAUCGGCAGACACCCCGAUGUAGCAGUGUACCCGGGGGCUUCACACGCGCUCCACCGCGACCCAAUCCAUGCCCCCUCCGAUAUCCACGGUGAAUCCGGUCUCGAUGGGACAUCUCUCCUCCCACCACCCCCACCGCCCCUCCUCCGCACCCUCUCCUCCCCCGGCGCCGAAGACGAAAUCCAAGCCGUCCACGCCAUGUCCGCCGCGCUACGCGACUGCGAACCAGGCACCGCAUGGAUAGUAGCCACAGGCGCACUAACCAACGUCGCCUCUCUCUUCACCGAAGAACCAGAUCUAGCGGAGCAUAUCAAGGGUCUAAGCAUAAUGGGUGGAAGCGUCGGGGACGGGUUCACGGACGCGGUUAUGGGGAUCGUGGAUGGGAAGCCUAGGGUCGGGAAUUAUACACCUUGGGCUGAGUUCAAUGUUCUGAUUGAUCCGGAGGCUGCCAAGUCGCUUUUUGAGAAUCCGGUGCUGGCGGGGAAGAUUACGCUUAUACCACUGGAUUUGACGCAUCUUGUGCUGGCGACUAAGGAGGUCCAGGAGAUGUUGCUUUAUGGACCGCCGGCGCCUGAGGGGGCUGGGGAUGAGAGUAUUGAGAAGGGCUUGCGUGAGGGUAGGGGGAAGACGGAUUUGAGGGUUAUGUUGGUCGAGUUGUUGAAUUUCUUUGCGAAUACAUACCGCGAUGUCUUUGGCAUCACAGAAGGUCCUCCAUUACAUGACCCGUUGGCUGUAGCGGCUAUCCUAACUGGCACUCCUCACGAAGUUCCUUUCUACGAUUACGACCCGAAGAACUCUAAGGAGUCGGAGCGUCGGGAAAGGUUCUCGAUAGAGGUAGUGAUAGAGGGCACGCUAGAGGAUGCGCUGCAUCGUGGCGCACAGACAGGACGUACCAUCGUGAAGCUAUUACCACCCGGCAGCGAAGGCGUGCGCAUCCCCCGCGGUCUCGAUAUCCCACUUUUCUGGAAGGUCAUUGAAGAAUGCUGUGAGAAAGCCGAUGAAGCGAAUAGGAAAGUUCUGGCUACGUCAAAGUCUUGAUGUAUUGAUACGCCAAAUACCCAAGGGCCUAUACUGGAUAUAGCGACCCAUUCGAUGGAAUAGAUAGGAACUGGUUAUGCGACCCUAGAUACAAUCGUACUUUAUUUUCUUGGUAGAUAUAUUAAAAAUCACGCGAUCUAACCACA
Messenger RNA from Hypoxylon trugodes, 1777 nucleotides. RefSeq names its product Inosine/uridine-preferring nucleoside hydrolase. NCBI's taxonomy places the organism in Eukaryota, Fungi, Ascomycota, Sordariomycetes, Xylariales, Hypoxylaceae. Gene Ontology annotation, molecular function: purine nucleosidase activity. The coding region runs from base 420 to 1631 and encodes 403 amino acids. The transcript is spliced from 3 exons. Gene Ontology annotation, cellular component: cytosol. Gene Ontology annotation, biological process: purine nucleoside catabolic process. The record is from RefSeq and is a predicted model, not a curated record.